Molecule: messenger RNA, 1179 nt
Organism: Mesocestoides corti
Lineage: Eukaryota; Metazoa; Platyhelminthes; Cestoda; Cyclophyllidea; Mesocestoididae
Source: the annotation of a GenBank genome assembly
UUUCACAAAAUAAGGCAAAUGAGCUGGAAUAACCAAUCUUUGUGUGCGUCUGGUAACUCCCUGCAACACUCAUCCUUCGGGGGCAAUUAUAUGUCGUCUUUUGAUCAAGUGGGGGCCGGCGCUUCUGUUGAUACAGAAAAUUUGUCUUUGGAUCAUCAGACCCAAGUCACUGGACGUGAACUUCAGGAACUUUUGAGUGUUUCUCAUCAGAGCAUUGAUGAAGCACAGGAGCGAAAGCAGGCCUUGAAUAACCAUCGGUUGAAACCUGCCCUGUACAGCGUCUUCUGCGAAAUAAAAGAAAAAACAGCUUUGAGCUUGCGGAGCACAGCAGCAGCAAACACAGAGGACGAAUUAAACGCACCAGACCCACAACUCCUACGACUCGACAAGAUGCUGAUUGCUGAGGGUGUUACGGGCACAACCGAUGUCAACGACUUUGAUGGAGUCAGUGGUGGAAUGGCCGGUGAUUGCAAUCAAAUUGAACACGCAGAUUAUCGGGCCAAGCUCACCCAAAUUCGUCAACUUUAUCAUACAGAAUUAGAGAAGUACAAAAAUGCAUGCGAUGAGUUCACUGGUCACGUGGUCAACCUCCUUCGAGAACAGAGUCGAAGUCGUCCGAUUAGUCCAGCAGAAAUCGAUCUCAUGGUUAACAUCAUCCGCCGGAAGUUCCGCGCAAUUGAGACCCAGUUGAAGCAAAGCAUCUGCGAAGCUGUUAUGAUCCUCCGAUCGCGGUUCCUCGAUGCCAGACGCAAACGUCGGAAUUUCAGCAAGGAAGCUACUGAGGUUCUUAACGAGUAUUUCUACUCCCACUUGGCAAACCCUUACCCUUCUGAGGAGGCCAAGGAAGAACUUGCUAAAAAGUGUGGCAUAACCGUUUCUCAGGUCUCUAAUUGGUUUGGCAACAAGAGGAUCCGUUACAAGAAGAACAUUGUGAAGGCGAAGGAAGAGGCCAAUAUGCAUGCGGCGCUGACGGCGGCGGCUGCUGUGUCUGCGGGGGCUGGGGGCCUGCCACCGCAUCCGCACGGUAUGCCUGAUGAUCACAUGAAUGCCAGCUACCCGCCAGGUAUGUACGACUACGACGACCAGGGCAUGGCGAGUGCUCAAAUGCAGGGCCAAUCAGAACACCGCGACGGGGGCUGGAUGAGUGACGAACCGGACCGCAAGCGUAGCAAAAUGUGA